This is a messenger RNA of Diprion similis, 3202 nucleotides long. RefSeq names its product exocyst complex component 2 (gene Sec5). The record is from RefSeq and is a predicted model, not a curated record. Bases 192 to 2879 code for a protein of 895 amino acids. The transcript is spliced from 12 exons. Gene Ontology annotation, cellular component: exocyst. Lineage: Eukaryota; Metazoa; Arthropoda; Insecta; Hymenoptera; Diprionidae. Gene Ontology annotation, biological process: Golgi to plasma membrane transport; exocytosis.
GCUACUGACCACUAUACUGACAUCAACCUGCCUAACCUUCUAACCUAACCUAAUCUAACCCGAUCUGACGUGUUCGUGAAUCGCGGGGCGGUUUGACAGAUAAACCUGAUCCUGAUCAGAAAAUAGGCACAAAAUAAGGAAUCGAAUGGAGACAAUCGUUUGAUUCAUCUGAGAUUAUUUCCAAUGCAGAUAUGGGGCCUCCCCCAGUAGUUACAGGGAUAUCUCCAAAGGAAGGGCCACCAGGAACGCGAGUGACAUUGAGGGGCGAGUUUUUAGGAGAAAAAGCGCAGGACCUGAUAGGUUUGACCAUCUGCGGAUGCGAGUGUCUUUUGUCAGCCGAAUGGAAAUCACCAAACAAAAUCAUCGCCCGCUCUGGACCAGGUAAAGGACGAGGCGAUAUUAUAGUCACAACAAGAAGUGGAGGCCAGGGCACUUCAACUGUCCAAUUUCGUGGCUACCAUGAAACCAUUGGACCCAUGAAAGAAUCUGCUGUAUGGGUUGAAGAGGCACCCAUGCAGAGCUUGGUAUGGGGAAGACGAGCUCUGUCACCUACUAAUUAUCAGCAGGAGGAUCCGUUGGGACUCAGCGUCGAAGGAAAUGAUAAGAAAUUUCCCGAGGAUGAAUUAAUCGAGCUAUUUGGCGAUGGUAGCGGUGAACUGGCCAGUGAGAAGUUUCACCCAGGCUGGUUUUUAUUACAACACCAUCAUGCUACUAAUCUAGAUGAUCUUAAGGCAGGAUUAGCUUAUCUCAGACGCAAAGUUCACUCACAAAAAGAGGGUCAACUGUCUUUUCUCAAGGCUAAUGUUGGUUCGGUGAUGGAGCAAUUAGAUACAAUUAUGCUACUGAAGGAACAAUUCGAGUCAGAUGUACAAAGAAAUGGCAAAGAUCCAACAGAGAAACUUGAAAAAGCUAUCAAAGAUUCAAUGGCCGAAGCUGACAAACUAUUUCACGAUGUCUUGGCUCGAAGAGAUAAAGCGGACGCUACAAGGAAUGCCUUAUCUUUGAUGCAACGCUAUCGAUUUUUGUUUUGCAUGCCAGUAAACAUCGAGAAGAAUAUAAAGGGAGGAAAUUACGAGUUGGUAAUCAAUGAUUAUGCCAGAGUGAAGAAUCUAUUUGGUAAUACCGAGUUGGAAGUUUUUAAAAAAGUAUUGAACGAAAUCGAAGUUAGAAUUGGAAAACUUAGAACUGUGCUCCGAAAAAAAUUGGAAGAAAUGCCGGUCACUUUGGAUGAGCAGAAAAAAAUUAUAAGAAAUUUAGUAAACCUCGCAGCUGAAGGAGAUCCAGCAUGGGAUGCUAUAGCAUCACAUGCUCAUUAUCUAGAAAAAAGUGUGACAGCUUGUAUAAAUGAGUAUUUAGAAUCUGAAAACGCUGGUGGUGAUGAUUCGAGUAAAGCGCUAAAGUCAAAUGGAUUGACGCCAACAUCAGUCAAACAAUUAAGGAUGCAACAAAACGAGGAAAACAAUGUACCGCCACAGGUUCUAUGUGUUGAAGCUAUUUGCGAUGUGGUUACAGAGCAAUUACCAGACUUAUGGCGCUUAGGACAGAGCUAUUUUACAGGACAAUUACAUGUCACUGUUGAUAUAGAAAAACAAAUUCCCUUCAAAAGCCUGGUUUUGUCUAGUAUGCAACAUGCAGUGGAUGCAAUGAAAACAGCUUGUGGGACAAACUUGGAUGCUUCUUGGCUUCUUCACAACUUGAGAUGUAUUCGACAAACGUAUGCAUCUUUAAUUCAUUUGGAUUUACCCAGUGAAGCCUUAGACAUAUUUGGCAAAUACUUAUUCGAUCUUAGGUUACAGUGCUUGGUGGCAUUGUUCAAGCAAACCGCAGACAAAAUAUCUGCCUUACAUCGUAAGGAAACUUGGAAAAUUGAAUAUCUGAAUGAACACGGAGGAGUAACACGACUGCCAGGUCUUUUUGAAGAAAUGGUACUAGAAGUGUCGAAACUAGCUCGAGAAACAGUAAUAGCUUGCGGACCUCGAGAACUCCCUUUGCUGGCACAUACUAGUCAUCAAACUCUGUUUCAUAAUGCGGUAAAAACACUAUUUACUGCUUUUGCAAAAUGUCUACAACAGCUGGCUUUCAGUGGAAGUGAAGAAGCUAUGGACGAUGAUGAAUCCUCAGUAUCCCAACUGAUUGGUUCUCCAGUUGGCUAUAGAACUAGAGAUAAGCAACAAGGGCCGACAUGGGAGCAGUGUUUACUAAUAUCACUGAGUAACAUUCGUUAUACUCUAAAUACAAUAAUACCACAUGUUAACGAUGCACUGAAGCAGCAUGGUUAUCCACCAUUAUCCUUAACCAUGAGUUCGAAUACUGAUUGGACUCAAUUGGAUACAUUGGAUAGUGCUGUAUUAGACGCAUAUUUGGAACGUCGCUGCGAUCCCCUUGUCGGUACCAUAGAACCAAGUAUGUACUUAGGUGGUCUAGAAUGGCAUUUGGACAUUGAGCCCUCACAUGUGAGGCCUUACGUACAAGAGGCUUUGACCAAUCUGAUUGCAGUUCAUGCAGAGGUACGACGGGUUUCGCCAGGUUUAUUGAAGAGAGUUUUAUCACACAUUGUCGAAACAGUUGCUGAAGAAUUAGCACGGCUGAUGUCUUGUGUAACUCGUUUUAGUCCUUCAGGAGCUGUUCAAGCUAGGGUCGAUGUUACAUUACUGAGGAGUGCCGUCCACUCUUAUAUUACUCCGAGAGCUGGGAGCUUUUUUGAAGAAGCACUGGAUGCGAUUUCUGAACCAGUCCGUAAAGAGGACUCGCAAAGAAUUGACGCUCUAUUACGCAAAGUGGCUUCCUCCAUGCGCCUACAACUUUCCUGUCUUGCUGAUGAUUCAUCAGAUGGCGUUAUUCUGGAGGGAUCUGAUCCAAAUCGCGCGACAACAGUUUAACUUCCAUUCGGAAAUUUGCUCCUUCAGCACCAACAAUACAUGGUAAACCGUAUUCUCUCGCUACAACAGCUCCGUGACUAAUGAGACCUCCAAGUUCAGUGACCACACCACCCAAUAUUGGAAAAUAGGGGCUCCAACCAAUAUCGGUGCACUGUGUUAUUAAUAUAUCACCAGGCUUCAGUUGUACAGCAUCGUUUACAUUAGUGAUAAUACAAGCGCGACCUAGGACUGUCCCUCCACAGACUGGCAUUCCUGAUAUCCGAGCACCUCCCUCACGGAUUUUUGUACUGGGCUCUGCCUAAAUUGAACAAAUAUUCUUAUAA